CCAUGUUGAGUUUGAAAGUGAGUUUUUUAAUGAAAGUCAGUCUCUUUAGAGCUUUUCAGGGAUUUAGUGUGAGGAAUCUUGUGAAAUACACUUUGAUCAUGUGAGUGCUUUUAAAGCUAUGUAAUGAAAGUCUCACCGCUGGAACCAAGCCAUGAGGGACUUGUCCAUUUUUCUCCUAAAGAUUUCUCUGGCUGCUAAAAUGAGGAAAGGCUUCAGAAACUUCUGCAAUGGUGAUGCCUCGACUGCAACGCUCGACCAGCAAAAACUUGAUCCAUACAACUUGGAGAGCAAUACUCAGGGGGAAAGACACGCCACCUUAGAGGAGAUGAUAAAGCAGUUAGAUUUGGAAGAGAAAAUGGCUAGAAGAGAAAAACUUGAUGAUGAUGAUGAUGAUGAUAGGGUAAUUCCACAUCGGAUGUCGUGUGUUAAUAGUUCUGAUAUUCUGCGGACUGCAAGGAACGCAUUAAAUCAGUACCCUCGGUUUUCUCUUGAUGGAAAAGAUUCUAUGUAUCGUUCUUCAUUUCAAAACCUGGCUUCUGCAUCAAGAAAGUCAAUAUCCCGGAACCAUGGUUCUAACAUAGAAGCAGAGAGAACUCGACGUUUGCCUUCUAAGUUGGCAGGGGAACGUGUCAUUUGGUGCAAGCCCGGGGCAGUGGCUAAACUUAUGGGUUUGGAGGCCAUGCCAAUACCAGUAAAAAGGCAAAAUAUCAGGAGAAAAACUGAAAGGCAUGAAAAUUUUGGCAAUGACUUGAGGAGAGAAAUUAAGGGUUCCUGCUCAAGAACUGGAUAUUGUUUUAUGAAGCCUGUAGCAGUGGAACUUCCAAAUGGCGAAUUAGGCUGGCCAAUUCAACGUUUUCUCUAGAAUAAUACAUGGUUUCGGAGAUGAUUAUUUUAAAUUGUUUAAAAAGAGAUUCUAUCCAGAUGACAAUGAUGCUGCUUAACUUGAAGUUAAUGAUUGUUACCUGCAAACUAUUACCAUAUAAAUUCUACCCUUUCAAAUUAUCAGUAAAAAAGUGAAUUCCAUUCAUUGCAGUUAAAUAAAAACGCUACUGGGAUCUCUUCUUAGUGGCUUUCGACCUAGACUGUUUUUACUCUUAUUGAAGUGCAUAAAAGUAUCGAUGUUGGUUAAUUUUUCUGCUUUUUCUUCAUUAGUUGGAGUUUAUGUCGUAUAUUCUCUCCUAAAUUUGUACUUUUGUGUUUAUUUUUCCAGUAAUAAUACAUACUCCACUUCACGUG
Olea europaea var. sylvestris is the source of this 1236-nucleotide messenger RNA. RefSeq lists its product as uncharacterized. The coding region runs from base 152 to 862 and encodes 236 amino acids. The transcript is spliced from 2 exons. The record is from RefSeq and is a predicted model, not a curated record. Lineage: Eukaryota; Viridiplantae; Streptophyta; Magnoliopsida; Lamiales; Oleaceae.